AUGUUCUACUACCCUGGAGUCAGGAGUCCUGCAUGGAUGGGUCUUCCCGGGGCUGACGUCAAGUACCUACUUCUGGGAAACUUUUGUUAUCCUAUACAGGAAAUUGACUGCGAUAAACUGGCACGUCUUACAGGUGUAACCCCCAAACGUGCUCAGCAUGCAUUCAGAAUUGCCAGGGAAAACUUACUCAAGUUAUGUGCUAUUGAUCCGCAGUUUAUGUCGAUUGCGUCGCAACAUAAAUAUCGGAGUGAUUUAGAAGAGAUAUCUGCCGAGCAAGCAGAAAAGCAUUCAAAGCACAAGAAAUCAAAGCUUUUGCUCAACGAGUCUGAUGAAGAAAGUAUUGAAGGGUAUUCCGAAUCAGAGAUCGACGACUCUCGAUCAAAUGGCCAUUAUCAGAAGGCUAAGCGCAAAGAAUAUACUAAACGCAAGGGAAAGGGCAAGAUCACGACUCUGCGCAACGAAAGCGAGAACAGCGAGGUCGAAUACGACGAGCUUUCUCAAGCGAGCUUCAAACCCGCAAGCAAGUCCCAACGCCGGAGCACCAAACAAAAGCCUGCGAAGCAGAAGAGACACACCAGGUACUCUACAAGCCAUGGGGUGAGAAAAGAAAGAGACAGUCUUUUCCACACAGACAUCAAGUCCUCAUCCACCCGCGCGGGCCGCCAUAACAUCCAGCACAACAGGGGUCUGAAGCGUGACAGAAACCCAUACAAGUACCAGGAUGGUUCCACAGAAAGAAGUAGCGAGGAGUCAUCCAGUGCCGAGAUGAACGCUUCUUCUUCCCGCCCAAGUCAUGGCAGAGCCAAGGGCAAGCGACUCGCAGAGCCCAGUGGCCUAGCCGAUACUUUGGAUAACGGUAGUGACAUGGAGAAAGAAGUCGAACGCCGACCCGCUCGGACGUACGCCAAGUCCACUGUAGCCAAGACUACAUCACAGACUGGGAAUCGAAAGAAGCUUCAUAAACCCAACGGACUAGCUGAGUCUCUGGAUAAAGAUCUUGUUCGGGGAGCGAUGGAUGGUCUUACAUUGGAUGGGGAUGCGCCGAAGACAAAUGGCCAUGCUGCGAGGACAACAAAAGAAAAUUUUGAUGAAGGGGACGACUCUAUCUCUGAGAAGAACGAGGAAGCUCAUUCGGAUCAUGACUGA
Molecule: messenger RNA, 1146 nt
Organism: Penicillium expansum
Lineage: Eukaryota; Fungi; Ascomycota; Eurotiomycetes; Eurotiales; Aspergillaceae
Exons: 2
Coding region: 1-1146 (381 amino acids)
Source: RefSeq, a predicted model, not a curated record